AUGUCGAAGAGUGAGGUCCCUAGUUAUAGCCAAUUCGCUUGCGUGGGCACUGGGUUCGCGGGCAUCGGGCUUGGCGCGACGUUGAAACGGUGGUAUGAUAUCGGCGACAUCCAGUUCUUUGAACGAAACAGCAAGCUAGGUGGAACGUGGUUUGUGAAUCAGUAUCCAGGAUGUGCUUGCGAUAUUCCAAGUGCGCUUUACAGCUUCUCAUUCGAAGCCAAUCCCAACUGGAGUCGGGUUAUGCCGCCGCAGGAGGAAUUAUGGCGAUACCUGGACCACGUUGCGAGGAAGUACAACCUCACAAACAAGAUGAAGUUUGGUGUUGACGUCGAGAGAUGCGAGUGGUCAGAAGCCCGUCAACGCUGGAGAAUGACCAUUCGGCGGUACAGCGAUGACAGCAUCUUCACCCAUGAGUGCCAAUUCCUGUUCACGGCCACAGGGCAGCUCAUGCAGCCGAACCCAAUUGAUGUCCCGGGAGCCGAGAACUUCAAAGGUGCCAUCUUUCAUUCCUCUCGGUGGGAUACGAGUGUGGACAUUGAGGGCAAGACGGUGGUCGUUUUCGGCAAUGGCUGCACUGCAACACAGCUGAUACCAGCGAUCGUGGAUAAGGUGAAGCACCUCACGCAGGUGACCCGGACGAAGCACUGGAUCAUGGAAUCAGUCGACUCUGCCAAUACGACGUUCAUGAAGAAGGUGUUCGGCAGCGUGCCCGGAACCAUGAGGAUCCAGCGGCUUCUUAUGUUUGCCUGGGCAGAAGACUCAUUCCGCGGGUUUUAUAUGACUGAUGCCGGGACGCGCUAUCGCAAGAGAGUGCAGGCGCGGGUUGAGAAGUACAUGAGAGCAACAGCACCGGAGAAAUACCAUGACAAGAUCAUUCCCGAUUUUGAGCUUGGCUGCAAACGACGCGUUUUUGACUCCGGAUACCUCAAGAGCUUGCACUCGGAGAACAUGACUCUGAUGGACGAUCCGGUCCUUGAAAUCGUACCAGAAGGAAUCAGGACUAAGGACGGUAUUAUCGAAGCCGAUGUAAUAGUCAUGUGCAAUGGCUUUGUGACGAACAAUGCGGUGGGAGGGUUGAAGGUGAUUGGGCGAGGCGGCGAGAUGAUCGAGCAACACUGGGAGAGCUUCGGCGGCGCCGAGGCGUACAAUUGCACCAUCCUAAACAACUUUCCCAACCUUUUUGUCUCUUGGCGCGUCUUACACAUUUCACUAUUUGCUGACUCCGGUUUAUCAGGCCCCAAUUCCCUCACUGGGCAUACUUCCGCAAUCAUCGCCGCUGAGAAUUCCAUCAACUUUUCAUUGCGCAUCAUCAAGCCAUUGCUGGAUGGCAAAGGCACCAUUAUUGAAGUCAAGAGAGAUGCAGAAGAAGAAUAUGUCGAGCAGAUGCAAAGAGACAUGCAAGAUAGAGUGUGGUACACCGGUUGCAAUAGCUGGUACCUGAGAGGUUCGAAAGAGGGAAAGAAAUGGAAUGGGUCAACAUACCCUUACUCCCAAGUCUACUUCUUGUAUCGUUGCUUGUUCCCUAGGUUUGGCGACUUGCAAAUAAGUGGACCUACCCAUCCCGGGCGAAGAAGAAGCACCUGGCGGAAACCAGCAAUACUGGCUUUUAUAGGAUACUUGUUGUCAAUUUACUUGGGAAUUAGCCGGAAUCCACUCGCUAGAAACCGGUAUUGGCAGCAACUCAGGACAAUCAUGCAGUUGCUGAGACUCAUGUUGAUCAUGAAAUUGAGGAGCGCAUGGAGGAAAGUAGCCAUAUCCGCAGCAGCGUCGACUGUGUUCUUGCUGUUAUCACCAUUCCGGCUAUGGAAGCUGCGUCAAGAAUCGAUCAAAGUUGUACCAGGCCAUCGUGGAUAUGUGACACUCAUAAUUGCAGUCUUGCUGGCCCUGGUGCAGCUUUUCCUUGGCGGUACACGGGUCUCGCUGGUAACUGAGUUCGAUAUCGGCCAGUUUGCUGCGAUUGCCUCAUUUUUUGCAUGCAUACUACUUUGCCCUCUGCUGUUUUUGGAGCACUCUCGCUCGGUCAGACCAUCUGAUCUUGCAAUCAUCUAUCUGCUCGUAUCCUUGGCAUGUGAUGCAACCGAAUUUUGGUUGGCCUUUGAAAGCGGCGAACUAUACAAUACCGAUGCUCUCUAUAUGGGCAUACCUAACCUGGCACUGAAAUGCGUGCUCAUUCUUGCUGGAAGUCGAGGCAAGGCAUCGAUCCUGCGCAACACUGGCGAACAAUCAUCUCCUGAAGAAGUAGGUGGUGUGCUGAGCAGAACCUUCUUUUGGUGGAUCAACCCGAUCCUCGCCCGAGGGAACAAGUUCGUCCUCUCUGGAGACAGUCUUCCUUCGUUGCAUAUCGAGCUUUCAUCGGAGGUGCUUAGACGUCGGGCCCUGAGAUGUUGGGAUCAGCGAGUCAAGCCAGAGAACAAGAUCACCUUACCUCGCGUCUUAGUUAACAGCCUCUGGUCACACUUCCUGGCCCCGAUUAUCCCUCGACUUUCACUCAUUAUCUUUCGCUAUGCCCAACCAGUUUUGAUCAGUACGGUAAUCCGCUAUCUGAAUUCGUCAUAUGUCGAGUCUUCGCAAACUGGCUAUCAAUUGAUACUCAUGGCUUCAAUUGUUUACAUCGGCCUGGCUGUUUCCAGCGCUCUUUACUUUAAUCGCUUGAACCGACUUCAGGUCAUGAUCAGAGGAGCGUUGGUUGGUCUCAUCAACAGCAAGUCAUUGACCCAGCAAUCAGUAGGCUACGAUGAUGCCAGGGCCAUCACGUUGAUGAGCACCGACGCAGAAAAUGUCGGGCAAAGCGCACGACAGUUCCAUGAAACUUGGGCGCAGAUUAUUGAGGUCUUGAUUGGUACAGUGAUGUUGGCCCGACAGGUUGGCUGGGCUUGUGUAGUACCCUUUGUCAUGAUCUUCUUCUGCUCCCGCAUGAGUAAAUAUCUUGCUCAGAACCUUCAAAGCAAGCAGAAGGACUGGAACGAAGCUACGCAAAAGCGCCUUGCCAUGACAACUUCGAUGCUGUCCUCGAUGAAGGGUUUGAAGAUGCUUGGGGUGACUAACUAUGCCGCUGGGCUAGUCCAACAUCUCAGAAAACAGGAGUUACACAUGGCCAGCCGUGUCCGAUGGAUGAUGGUGGCUUACAACGCUAGCGCCAAUGCUUUGGGUCUUUUCGCUCCCAUAAUUACCCUAAUGGUCUUCGUCAUUGUUGCUAGUAUUAACAAAAAGGGCCAGUACCUUGAUACUGAAACCGCCUUUACCACAACAGCCCUUCUUGGAUUGGUGACGCACCCGUCAAACAUGAUCAUGACGAUUAUUCCACAGGCUGUGGGGUCGCUCGCUGGCUUCCAGAGGAUUCAAGACUAUCUACUGCAGCCUCCUCGAAGUGACAGCAGAGUCUUGUUGAGAGAGUCUGACGACGCAACGACUGAAGCUGCGCCAGCAAUAGUUAUCGAGCGCGUGGUUAUUCAACCCAAUGCCUCAAAGCCUCCGAUUGUCAGCAACGUCGACGUCGAAGUUGCCCGUGGCUCAUUAGUUAUGUGCUCUGGUCCUGUGGGGUGCGGGAAGUCGGCGCUGGCCAAGGCUCUGAUAGGCGAGAUCCCAAUCAGCAGCGGAACAAUCUCAUUGUCUUCCAAGCGCAUUGGAUACUGUGCACAGUCACCUUGGCUGCCAGGAGGCACAUUUAAGGAGGCCAUUUGUGGGUUUCUGCCGGAGGACCAAAGCUGGUACGAAGAGGUGAUCCAACUCUGCUGCUUGAAGGAAGACCUCGAAGCCCUCUCUACUGGAGACCAAACCAUGAUCGGAAGUCGCGGUUUGAAUUUAUCUGGGGGACAAAGACAACGCGUAGCUCUUGCGCGUGCUCUGUACGCGCGUUGCGACAUCAUGCUUCUGGAUGACAGCUUCAGCGCACUGGACGGUAAGACGGAACGUCAAAUCGUCGACAACCUCAUCGGUUCAGAAGGAUACUUCAAAAAGGCAGGGGUUACCGCCUUUAUCAUUACAACCUCGACUUCGUACUUUAAGUUGGCUGACCAACUGCUGAUCCUCGGCAAUGGUUCCGUGACCUACAAAGGCACCUGGGAUGAUUUAGCUCAAAAGCCCGGAGAGAUUCUCAAGUUCAAUAAUGACGAAAGCCAUGAUCAAAGCUCGGUGCAAGAGGUCAAGAUGGACAAGACCGUAUUGAAACAGAAGCUGAAAGUAGAAGAAGGCAUAUCUGACUUGAGCCGAGCGGCCGGUGACUUUUCGCUUUAUGGCUAUUACAUUACAGCGGUAAAGCUUCGAAACUUUCUACUUCUGUUGCUGUGCACCGCUGGAAAUGCUUUCUUUGCGACGUUUCCACAGUACUGGCUGCAGAAAUGGACUUCAGCACCUAAUUCAGAGACCUGGUUCUACGCCGGAGGUUACGUCUUGUGCUCAUUUCUCGCAUGGUGUUCCACCAACGGUUCCAUGUCUUCGACAUGGCUCUUGAUAGCUCCAUACUCCGGCAUGGAGCUCCACCGGCGACUUCUGGGAACCGUGAUUGAGUGUAACUCUCAACCGCUUCAGCCAAGAUAUACAGUUAGUGGAUCGGCAGUUGCCACCCGCUAUUCUUUCCCUGACAGUCCGCAAGUAGCAGCCUUUGAAAGUCUUACUCUCGCACCCACUAACAGGUUCACCAGAGAUCUUCAAAUUGAUAGUGCAAACGGCUCUGCUGUUCAGCGCGCAGAAGAUGAUGACACUGGCAUUCCCACUUGUUGUGGUGGCCAUUUACAUCGUGCAGCGGGUCUACUUGCGUACAUCGAGACACUGGACGGUCUUGCAACAAUCCGAGCAUUCGGUUGGGAGAAACAAGUCGAGAACGCCAACAUCCGAUCGCUCGAUAAGUCGCAAAAGCCUGCUUACAUAUUGUUCUGUCUUCAACGUUGGCUAUGUAUUGUACUUGACCUGAUUGUGGCUGCAAUCGCUACAAGUCUCAUCGCCUUCGCUGUUUUGAUGAAGGGUACAACGACGGCAGGACAAAUUGGCAUGGCGCUAAACUUGGUGCUUGUCGUGAAUUCGACACUGCUGAGUUUUGUGUCGGCUUUCACAAAUCUAGAGGUAUCCCUUGGGGCGAUCUCUCGCCUAAAGAACCUCGCAGAACAGACGCCAAAAGAAGAUAAACCAGGCGAGGACUAUGUUCCCAAGCUGCCAUGGCCUUCAGAUGGAGUAGUCGAGAUCAAUAACAUGACAGUGGCUUAUAACUCUGAGGCAGUUGCCCUGCAAAAUGUCACAAUCAAGGUUUCUGGUGGCCAGCAACUCAUCAUCUGCGGUCGCACGGGAAGCGGAAAGAGCACUUUGUUGUUGGCACUCCUCCGCCUGCUAGAUGCCAGUUCUGGAAGUAUUAAGGUGGACGGAGUCGACCUGAGCCUGGUCCCACGUUCAUUGAUUCGAGAAGACUGCUUCAUCACUGUCUGCCAGGACCCUUUCAUUCUAGAUCAAACCAGCCUUCGCUUCAAUCUCAACCCCAUAUCCAUGGUGGGAUGGCGCGGCCUCGCCGAUGUCCUCAUCAUCGAUGUUCUCCAGCGGACUGGUUUAUGGUCUCACUUCAAAUCGGGGGAGUCUGACAUUACUCCCUCGGAGGCCAAGGAGAUCCUGGAUACUCCCAUGUCAUCUCUACCUCAAAUGUCUACCGGUCAAACACAACUGUUUGCACUUUCCAGAGCGAUCCUCCAAAAGGCGAUGGAAGGCACUGAGGCCUAUGUAAUGGGUGGCCGACAUCCCGGAAAAAAGAUUCUUCUCCUUGAUGAGGCGACAGCUUCGCUGGAUCCCGAGACCGAGGCUGCCAUGGGCCGCAUCAUUCACGAAGAGUUCACCGCACAGGGACAUACGGUUAUGGCCAUCUCGCACAGACUUGGCGGCUUAGCCGAGAACAUGCGGGAGGGCCAGGAUGCGGUUGCCUUAUUGUCGAACGGGAGGAUUGAGAAAAUUGGGAGCGUGCAUGAAGUUUUGGGUACUAUGGUUCUGGAAAUCUGA
This is a messenger RNA of Colletotrichum gloeosporioides, 5973 nucleotides long. RefSeq names its product ABC transporter FUM19. Bases 1 to 5973 code for a protein of 1990 amino acids. The transcript has 21 exons. Gene Ontology annotation, cellular component: membrane. Gene Ontology annotation, molecular function: ATP binding; ATP hydrolysis activity; flavin adenine dinucleotide binding. The record is from RefSeq and is a predicted model, not a curated record. Lineage: Eukaryota; Fungi; Ascomycota; Sordariomycetes; Glomerellales; Glomerellaceae. Gene Ontology annotation, biological process: transmembrane transport.